This is a messenger RNA of Maniola jurtina (meadow brown), 2837 nucleotides long. RefSeq names its product bromodomain-containing protein 8-like. Lineage: Eukaryota; Metazoa; Arthropoda; Insecta; Lepidoptera; Nymphalidae. The transcript is spliced from 18 exons. Gene Ontology annotation, cellular component: NuA4 histone acetyltransferase complex. The record is from RefSeq and is a predicted model, not a curated record. Gene Ontology annotation, molecular function: protein binding. The coding region runs from base 100 to 2715 and encodes 871 amino acids.
GUCAGCUUUGUUGUGGUUUCUUGUGAUUUGUUUUGUGAUUUUUAAGUUUUAUUGACGAAAAAGCGAUUUAUUCUCUCAAAUAUAUAAAUUAUAAACAAAAUGAGCUCGCUGCAAGAGCGCUUGCAGCAGUUCCGCGCGCCGAUGGACGCGUGGAGCACGCGGGAGCAACUGUGCCUCGCGUCUGCGGUGCUGCGUAGCGGCGACCAGAACUGGAUGUCCGUGUCUCGAGCCCUGAAGACUGCGGGCGAGGCGGGCCGGCCGCCGGACUGGUACUCACAGAAGAGUUGUGCAGCUCAAUAUGGUGCCCUACUGGAGAAUGUUGAAACACCAAAACGCAAGAAACGCAAUUCCGAGGGUGCUGUGGAGACUCCCCAGGAGAGCAUCCUGAAGACCCUCACUCAGCAGCGCAUCCAGGAGAUACAGAACACGCUGCAGGAGAUGAACACACAGUAUGAACAGAUCAAGAAUGAAAUCACUGAAGUCCGUAACCCAGCCACACCAGAUGAGAGAAUCCAGGAACUCUGGGCCGGUAUAGAAGCAGCGAAACGCGCGCGCGAGAGAGAGAACGCGAAGCGCGCCGCCUGGCUGAAAGAGCGAGAGGAAAGACGCGCAAGGAACGAGAGAGCGUGGCGACCGGCGCAGACUCCGCCCCCCACUACAGGUACUCCGGUAACGCCGUCUUCACCACUGCUGACGUCACUGCUGAAGUCUUCGCCGGUGGUCACCACACCACAGCACAUACCACACCCCGCGACCAUAGUUGAUUCUGUGUCGCCGUCGGCUGGCGCGCCUACUCUUUCUCUGUUACUGGAGCAAACAGGCCAUGCUCAAGAGAGCAAGCACGCUGCCAUAGAGCAUAUCAAGAGUCAACUGGUACAGAUUGAGCACCAACUCAAAGCCAACUCCCAACCACAGCAGAGCCAGCCAGCGAUGCAGCCGGUGCCCACAGUGGACAUCGACGACAUCGAGAUAAAGGCUGAGGAUGUGUAUGCAUUCCGUGACGUCGACAUACAUAUACCGCCCGUCACCACCAUGCACAAGACUCCAGUCAGGGUCAUAGAGAAACCAUCGCCAAAGAAAGAGAUUGAAAUACCUGCACAGGAACCAGAGGUUAUUGAACCACCAGUCGAGAUUAUCAAGGAAGAACCAGUUGCUGAAGAAACAAUCAACGAAGGAAUCUCAGCUCCAGAAGAAAUGGAAGUAGAUGAGACGCCCAUGCAGGAAAUGCCGCCAGAGGAACUCCUGUCGCCGCCGAAACCGGAAGUUAAGACCACGUUCCCGGAAGUCAAAACCACGUUCCCGGAAGUCAAGACCACGUUCCCGGAAGUCAAGUUCCCGACGCUCGAGAUCAAAAUAAUACAUCCCGAAGAACCCAAGAUGCAGAUAAAAGAAGAAGUAAAAGAACCAGAAGUGCCAAAAAUCAUAGAAGAGAAGAUCGUAGAAGAGCCAAUACAUGUAGAAGAGAAGGUAGAAGAAAUAGUCAUGCCUCAAGAAGAUGAUAACGUUGUAGAAGAAGCAAUCACAAUCGAAGAACCACCGAAAACCGAAGAAGCAACCGUAGAGAUAACCGAACAACCGCAGCCGAGACCGCUGACACCGCAACCAGAACCGCAACCGCAACAGCUGCAACCGGAAGCGUUACAACCGCAAAUAUCGCAACCGCACACGCUCCAACCGCAAUCGCCGCAACCACAAACGUCGCAACCGGAAAUGUCGCAACCGUAUACGUCGCAACCGCCGUCGCCGCAACCAGAACCGCAACCGCAGGUUGAAAUACAACUGCUAACGGAGGAAGUAACCGUUAAUGAAAUACCUGAUCCUCAAGAUAUACCUCUCCCACCGGACUUAGAACCCACACAGAAGGAGCUGGAAGCCCUAGAAGAGAUACAGCUGCCACCAAACUCGCCUCUAAAAGAAGAGUCGAUACCCACAGAAGAUGACCUCACAGAAGAGAAGAUAGAACAGCCAAUCCCAGAAGAGGCAGAGAAGGUAGAAGUUAUUACAGAAGAGCAGAGCGUAGAGGAUAAAGUUCUAGAAGAUAUGAAGAAGGAUGAAGAUGCUGAGGACUCCAUCCCUCUAAAAGAGAUGAUAAAAGAGGGCAGUCAAGAGGAGGCGAAGACGGAGAGGGAGGGCAUAGAAGAGGACACACACACCGAGACAGAUGAUGAUACACCUAUGGAGCUGAGCCGCGAGGAAGACAAGGAAGGAAAGAAGAGAAGAGAUUACUCUCGCAAGAAGAAAUCUGAUUCACGAACUUGUUCGGGGUCGGAGAGCGCGCCGGAGUCGCCCAGCGCGAGCGACGCCGAGCGGCAACACAGGUUGUGGAGGAAGAGUGUCAUGCUUGUCUACAGCAGGCUCUGCGCACAUAAGUACGCGUCUUUAUUCCUAAGGCCAAUAACAGACGAGGAGGCGCCCGGCUACAGCAUCGUGGUCAAACGACCCAUGGACCUGACCACUAUUAGGAGAAACAUCGACGCUGGUGUUAUAAGAACGACGGCGGAGUUCCAGCGCGACGUGCUUCUAAUGUUGUCCAACGCGUUGCUGUACAACUCCAGUUCUCACAGUGUAUACUCCAUGGCGAAGGAGAUGCACGAAGAGGCACAGCUGGCGCUGGGCAUGCUGUUGGCUGCGCAGGCGCACGCCGGCCUGUGCGCCGCGCCGCCGCGCCGCAAGCGACGCCUCGAGCCGCACGCACACAAGCGACUCACACACUAGACCGCACCACGCCACUGCCAACGCUAUAGCUACUACGCCGUCAACGGCUCAGAAAGGAGAAUGUUGGUUUCACCAUUUAAUUCAUAAGCAAUGAGAAUGUAUUAAUUAAGUUUGAUAAAUGA